AUGACUGAUUUGAUUAAAACUGGACAAAAGCAUGUUGCCAGCGGCUGUGGCCGUAUUAAAGACCAUAUGAUUGAGAAGGGAGAAGGCAGCUGGCUUCACACUAAUGAGACCAAGUAUCUCGACUUUACCUGUGGUAUUGGCGUGACGAACCUCGGCCACUGCCACCCACGUGUCACCAAGGCUGCACAAGAGCAGGUAGCCACGCUCGUACACGGCCAGUGCAGCAUUGGAUUCCACCGUCCAUAUGUACAGCUCAUUGAGAAAUUACUCCCAGUCAUGCCACAUCCUUCGCUCGACUCAUUCUUCUUCCUCAACUCUGGCAGUGAAGCUGUAGAAAAUGCAGUCAAGAUCGCAAGAAAGUCGUCUGGAAAGACGCACGGCAACAUUAUCUGUAUGCAAGGAUCUUAUCACGGACGUACGUACGGUGCAUCCGCACUUACCAAGUCCAAGACCAUCUAUGCAGAGCAAGUUGGCCACGGCAUGCCUGGUAUUUUCGCAACACCAUUCCCUUACGCACACCAAAUGGGUCUCCCACAAUCCACACCCGAAGACGAACUUGUCAAGCAAUGUCUAUUCCAGCUCGAGAUGCUCCUUGCCCAGCAGAGCGCGCCUGCUGAUACCGCUGCUAUUAUUCUCGAGCCGGUCAUUGGAGAGGGAGGCUACGUCCCAGCUCCUUCUUCAUAUCUCCAUGGUCUGCGUCAAAUUUGCGACGAUAACAAUAUCAUGCUUAUCAUUGACGAAGUGCAGAGUGGUUUCGGUCGUACUGGUAAAUACUUUGCCUCAGAGUACUCCGGUGUCCGUCCAGAUAUCCUCGUCAUAGCCAAGGGAAUUGCAAACGGCUUCCCGCUCUCAGGCGUUGUGACUCGCAAGGAGCUUACCGACAAAAUGCCAAAGGGUUCAUUGGGUGGAACAUACUCAGGAAACGCCAUCUCAUGUGCAGCUGGAGUUGAGUGUGCUAACAUCAUGAGAGAAGAGAAGAUACUCGACAACGUGAAGGCUCGUUCAGCUGAGUUGCUGGCUGCUUUGAAGGAACUGCAGACUGAUAGUGAGACAAAGCACUUGUUUGCUGAUGUCCGUGGAUUGGGUUUGAUGAUCGGCGUCGAGUUUGUCAGCUCAUCAAAGCAUCCAAUCCCAAAUGCUAGCAUAAGCAAUGCGACACCAAACAACGUCGGCGGCAGAGUGCAGAAGAGGUGCUUGGAAAAGGGACUGAUGCUGCUCACGACAUCUGCAUUUGAUGUUAUCAGAUUCAUCCCACCACUGACCAUCACAAAGGACGAAAUGGAGCUGGGAUGUAAAAUAUUCAAAGAGAGCGUGAGAGAGGUGGCUAAAGAGAAGUAA
Messenger RNA from Wallemia ichthyophaga EXF-994, 1338 nucleotides. RefSeq lists its product as uncharacterized. Gene Ontology annotation, molecular function: transaminase activity; pyridoxal phosphate binding; identical protein binding. The transcript is spliced from 11 exons. NCBI's taxonomy places the organism in Eukaryota, Fungi, Basidiomycota, Wallemiomycetes, Wallemiales, Wallemiaceae. The coding region runs from base 1 to 1338 and encodes 445 amino acids. The record is from RefSeq and is a predicted model, not a curated record.